AUGAAUUGUCUCCAAGUUUUCGUUUUCUCGAUUUUCGUCUUGAUUUCCGGCGGGUUUUCGGCGGAUACUGCUUUGGAAAGUUUUGUGAAUGAUCUCGAAUUGCAUAUCACACAAGCAAUCAAGAUCGGAGAUCGAAACGCACUCUUGCACCGCUUCAAAUCCGACUACGAAUAUCUGGAUUGUCAGAAUCAGAAAUUGAAUCGUGAACAAGUUGUGGAUUCAUUGUUGGGAAGAAAAAAGGAUCUACCAUUCAUCAGAUUGUCCAAAGUGCAAAGAAUUUCAGCAGAUCCAGCCAAAUUCUAUUUUAUCAUGGAAUAUCGAUUCGAUAAAUCUGGCGGGAAAUUUGCAUGGAACUCUACUGUUGAAUAUUUUAAAGAUGUUCAUGUUUUUACUCAAUCAAAGGAAUUGGGAUGUUGUUCUGUUUGA
Molecule: messenger RNA, 426 nt
Organism: Caenorhabditis angaria
Lineage: Eukaryota; Metazoa; Nematoda; Chromadorea; Rhabditida; Rhabditidae
Source: the annotation of a GenBank genome assembly